AUGUUAUUUAAAAAGCGUACGAAAUCGGCAAAAAGCAACACUGUGCAUUGUGACGACGGCAACAUAGCACCACCUGCUGGAGCAUCAACUUCCAAGGCGCCGUCGAUGAGGGCAUUGACAGCGAGGCUGAAGGCAGCUCAACUGUCCUUCAACGACAUUCAGCGGUUCACCGAGGCAUUUUCUGAUGCCAAUACUGCUACCGAGGUGGAAGUACGUAUUGCAAAACUCGACGAGCUGUGGGAGAGCUACAGUGCUACUAUGGUGGAGAUCUUCGCUCAUGAGGAAUACAACGAGGAAAAGACGUCGCUUGAGAAAGAACGUGCGGAAUUCAGCGAUCGAUAUUAUGAGAUCAAAUCCUUCCUAAUGGACAAGAUCAAAUCGUUCCAGAAACCCCAGGUUCUGGAACAGCCUAAUCGAGAUGGAGAUGGGGCUUCAGCAAUGUUCGAUCACGUACGUUUGCCGCAGAUCCAGCUGCAGACGUUCAACGGGGACAUCGACGAGUGGCUGAGUUUUCGCGACCUAUUCACGUCGCUCAUCCACUGGAAGGUGGAACUACCGGAAGUGGAAAAACUUCAUUACUUGAAGGGCUGUCUUCAAGGAGAACCCAAGGCUCUUAUUGAUCCACUUCCAGUCACAAAAGCCAAUUAUAAAGUGGCGUGGGAUUUGCUGUUAAAGCGCUAUAAUAACAGCAAGCAGCAAAGGAAGCGGCAGGUACAAGCUCUCUUCAAGCUGCCCACACUCUCGAAGGAAUCAGGUGUAGACCUUCACACCCUGGUUGAAGGCUUUGAACGAAUCGUGCACACACUCGACCAGGUCGUCCAGCCGGACGAGUACAAGGAUCUUCUCUUUGUGAACAUCCUCACAGCACGAUUGGAUCCAGUUACGCGUAGGGGGUGGGAAGAGGUCUCAUCGGGGAAGCCGCAGGAUACCUUGGAGGACUUAUUCGAGUUUCUGCGGCGUCGAAUCCAGGUUUUGGACAGUCUUCCGGCAAAAUCUACCGACACUAGGGGUGCCGGUCAAAUUCAGCAGUACUCGAAGGUCAACCAAGCAAAGGUGAAGGCCAGCUAUAGCUCUACCCAGGCGUCUAGGGGACGCUGCGUUGUCUGUUCGUCAGAUCAUUUUUUGUAUCAGUGCAACGAGUUUCAUCGAAUGACGGUAUCGGACAGGGACAGUCUACUGAAAUCUCACGGACUUUGUCGGAACUGCUUCAGGACGGGGCACCAUGCCAAGGAAUGCCAAUCAAAAUUCUCCUGUAAGAACUGCAAGGGUCGACACCAUACCCUAGUGUGA
Messenger RNA from Armigeres subalbatus, 1290 nucleotides. RefSeq lists its product as uncharacterized. The record is from RefSeq and is a predicted model, not a curated record. The transcript has a single exon. Gene Ontology annotation, molecular function: zinc ion binding; nucleic acid binding. The coding region runs from base 1 to 1290 and encodes 429 amino acids. Lineage: Eukaryota; Metazoa; Arthropoda; Insecta; Diptera; Culicidae.